Molecule: messenger RNA, 687 nt
Organism: Aspergillus calidoustus
Lineage: Eukaryota; Fungi; Ascomycota; Eurotiomycetes; Eurotiales; Aspergillaceae
Source: the annotation of a GenBank genome assembly
AUGGGGGAAUCGCACCUGGAGAAUGUUCAGCCUCCUCAGAGCUUAGAGACAGGUGACGGAAAACCUGCCGAUGGUCACAGUCCCCCACGGUGCCAUUUUUUUAAGCGACUUCCUGGGAAGCUUUGGCCUCGUCAGGACUCAGAGCAACGUGGCCGAGAACCUGCCCAGGGCUCCAGUUCCCCACGGCGCAAUUUUUGGGAGCGAAAUGCUGCGGAAUGUGUAGGCCUGAUAGUGUCUCUUGUACGGUGCUACUUCUUUUACCAAUGGCCAUGGAAGAGCAUAUCCUUAGGUGAGAUGGGGAUGAAGGUUGGUCCUGAUGGAACUUCUGAGCAACUUCAAAAAGCGCUGAAGACGCGACCACGGGACUUCAGGGUGACCACUUGCGAUUCUCCAGCAUUGCGAGAAAGAAAUCAGGAGAAAGAUGGAACAUAUCCAAAGAUGGGAAUGGACAAGCGCCACAAGGCCAGGAACCCCAACCACCACAGCCUUCCCAAGAUGCAAAUCGACAAGCGUUACAAGGCCAUGAACCCCAACCACCACAGCCUUCCCAAGAUGGGAACGGACAAGCAUCACAAGGCCAUGUUUUGCAGCCACGACCGGCUCUCCAAGGAACACAGAGACCUUCUAGUUUGCAAACACAAGACCCUCAUAUCUCACGAGCACAGCAACCUGAAUAUUUCAGGAUGA